AUGCCUUUGCUGAGCUGUAUCGUCAUUCAGUUUCUCUGGGCUUUAUGUGCUAAUGGACAAGAAAUUACUUGUGAUCCUCCAGCAGUGACUAAUGGAACCUUCAAGCCCCAAAAGAGAGUGUUCAGAGAAGAGGAUGUAAUCAGAGUAGACUGUAAUCGUGGAUUUCACUUUGACACAGACAACAGGGAAAAGACAGCAGAAUGUACAAAGAAUGGCUGGUUACCUAUUCCAAGAUGUAGCUUGAAACUCUGUGACUACCCACAUAUAGAAAAUGGCAGAUUAACUGGCUCUUACAAAAACCACAGAGAAAAAGAUUUUCCAGUACGUUUAGGGGUGACAAUUUUCUACAGAUGUCUUGAUGGUUAUGUAUCUAAGAGUGAGAGCACCUGGAAUCUAAUCAGAUGUACUGCAGAUGGCUGGGACCCGAUGCCAAAAUGUCUUAUAAAGUGUUCUCCCAUUUGGUUGGCAAAUGGUAGAUUCCUAAAUCCAUGGCAGAAAGUCUACAAAGAAGGUGAUGACAUUUCGUAUGUGUGUGAUCAUGAAUAUAUACCUGAAAAUCAGCAAGCAAAAGCUACAUGCACAAAGAAUAACUGGAUGCCUACUCCAAGAUGUAUCUUUAACCAAAUAUGUAGAAGGACAGAGGUACCUCAUGGUUAUUUCUAUGAAACAAAGAACAGGUUUGGUUUAAAUGAAAAAGCAACAUAUAGGUGUCAGAUUGGUUACAUGACUCCAGAAGGAAAUGAGACAGGGGAGAUACAAUGUCUUGAAGAAGGAUGGAGUCCUUUUCCAGAGUGCAUCAAGACAUGUAGGAUGCCUGCUUUUCAGCAUAUUCAUUUCUACACCAGUAAAAUGGUGUUUCUGCCUGAAGACAUACUGGAAUAUGAAUGUGCAGAUGGAUACCAAACUGUAAAUAAAAUCUCAAGGGGGCACACAAUAUGUAGCAUAAAUGGAUGGACUCCAGAGCCCCAAUGUUUUGCAAUAGAAUGUGAGAUGCUGAUGCUGCUCCAUGGAGACAUUUUCCCCAAGAAGGACAAAUAUCUUAAUGGAGAUGUCGUGACAUUUUCCUGUGCAAAAAGUUACACCAGAGUAGGACCUGACUCUGCUCAGUGCUAUUACUUUGGAUGGUCCCCAGCACCUCCGACAUGUAAAGUGGAAAUCAAAGCUUGCGGGCCACCACCCAGCAUUACGAACGGGAAUAUUAUCAGUGACCUUCACGAGAAAUAUCAGCAUGGUGACUCAGUGGAAUAUGACUGCAACCUCAGAUUUAAAAUGAUCGGAUCAAAGAGUAUAGAAUGUGUUGAUGGAGAAUGGUCAUCUUCACCCUUUUGCAUUGAAGAGGAAAAAACUUGUUUACCACCCCCCAAUAUUGUCAGAGGGAGUGUCUUCAGCAUAAACCAGGACCAAUAUUUUCAUGGUGAUUUUGUGGAGUAUGGCUGUGAAGGAAACCUUGAAAUUGUUGGGACAAAUAUCAUAAAAUGUCUUAGUGGAGAAUGGACAUCUUUACCUUCAUGUGCUGGUAAACUGUACUUGGAUAACACUUUAAAUAACACCAAAACUGUAAAAACAGAAAUUCCAUUAUGUGGAACCAUUCUGACCUCCAGUUUGUAUCAUCAGCAAGAUCCAUCUGUGAAAUGUGCACUGCCAAGGAAUCUUGAGAAUAUCAGAUUUUUAUCGGUUUACAAUUUUCAAAAGAGUUUCUAUCACAAAGAUGUUGUAAAAUACAGAUGUAAUUCAGAUGUCAAGAAACUUAAACAAACAGUCUGUGAAUAUGGGAAAUGGUCACCCAAGCCAGAAUGUGUUGAGAAUAAAAGAAAAUGCCCACCUCCCCCUCAGCUACCAGGAGCCUCCAAGAUAACAGAGAAAAGAAGCUAUGAGACUGGUGAAAAAAUAGCUUUUAUGUGUCUGGAAAAUUUCAGGCUUCAUGGAGUGAAAGAAAUAAUGUGUCAAGAUGGAAAAUGGCAGUCACCGCCAUACUGUGUUGAAGAAAAAUCAUGUUUGCAACCAUAUCCCAUAGAAAAUGGUGAGAUUUUAACUCUAGAAAAUCGAAGCUUAAGAACGGAGAAACUGGGACCAGUGACUUAUCCAAAUGGUGCGACAUUAAAGUACAGCUGUAAUGCGGGCUUCAUGUUAAGAGGCCCAUCAGAGAUAACUUGUAGUAUGGAAAAAUGGACCUCAUCGCCUGCCUGUAUUGAAAUGCCAUGCAGAGAGGCACCAGAUGUCCCCCAUGCUUAUACUGAAGGUAGCAUAAAGACUAAUUAUGAAUCUGGUGAAACAGUGCGUUAUCAGUGCCACCCAGGUUUUAUUGCUGUUGGACCACAGGAGGUAACAUGUAAAAGAGGGCAGUGGACCCAGCCACCGGAAUGCCAAGAUGCAACAUGUGGAGAUCCACCUGCAGUUGCCAAUGCUGAGAUCAUAGACCAUAGAGACAGAAGGUAUUGGCCUGCUGAAAGAGUGCAGUAUCAGUGUCAAGAAGGUUUUGAAAGUCAUGGACCAAAUGAUGUCACCUGUAUAAAUAAGGAAUGGUCACAACCACCAACUUGCGAAGAUAUGAUGUGUGGACCUCCACCUGCAGUUACUAAUGCUCAGAUUCUAGGGUAUGGAAACCAAAGGUAUUUGCCUGGUGAGAGAGUGCGCUACCGAUGUCAACAAGGGCUGAGCCUCAUUGGGUCACAGACAGUGACCUGUCAGAAGAAAAAAUGGUCAGAACCACCAGAAUGCAGAGAGUCUGCUGGAAAGUGUGGGCACCCACCUACUAUUGAUAAUGGAGACAUCCUGGUCUUCCUACAGAAAGAAUAUGACUCAGGUUCAAGAGUGGAAUACAAGUGCCAAAGUUUUUAUAGAAUGAAGGGAUCUGCCUUCAUUAGCUGUGAGUCUGGCCAAUGGACCGACCCACCGGUUUGCUUAGAGGCAUGUACAAUCACCCCAGAAGAUAUGGAGAAAAACAAUAUUGGGCUGAAAUGGAGGUCGAAAACAAAACUGUACUCAGAAAGUGGAAACUUUGUUGAAUUUGACUGUAAAAAUGGAUAUGUGAAGGAUCCAACAUCUUCUGCAUUUAGAGUGCAGUGUGUGGAGGGGAAACUGGCAUAUCCUAAAUGUAAGAAAGAAGAGUUAUGUAUAACAUUCCCAGAAGAUAUGGAGAAAAACAAUAUUAGGCUGAAAUGGAGCUCAAGAACAAGACUGAAUUUACAAAAUGGAGACUUUGUUGAAUUUGACUGUAAAAAUGGAUAUGUGAGAGAUCCAACAUCUUCUGCCUUUAGAGUACAGUGUGUGGAGGGGAAAUUGGCAUAUCCUAAGUGUAAGAAAAGAGGUACUUCAGAGUGAAUAAAAAGAAGCAUCAAGCAAAUAAUUUUAACCCAGAUCUGAGGAGCAGAAGACAUUAACCAAUUUUUGUAAUGUUCACACAUUAUGCCUGUCAGUAUUUUAACCUAGAUUGUCUGAAUUGAUACAUGUAAUUACUACUUCUGUCACAGUGUAUAUUAAACUAAUCAUAAAAUAGUAACAACAGAUGGGCAAAAAGUUCCAAACUACAGCUUUUUUUAUGAAAAUUGGAAAAGGAAGCUUUAAGGGAAAUUGUACACGUGGCUGCACGUCUUGAAUUACACACUCCCUGCUUGUUGAAACAGAAAGCAGCAGUAUUUCUUUCUGGCCCAGAUCAGGAACUCCUAGAAUUCUCAUAAAGAACCUUAAUCUUGGGAGGUUUGUAGCCCAAUUGCUACAACUGGAGGCUUGUUUAUGGAUUGAGACCAUUGUGAGUUCCACUCAUCCCUGUGAGCAAUUGGUCAUCGUUCUUUCAAAUGUUUUAGUCUGUGCAACCAAAAUAUUACACAGACCUCUAACACAGGUGAAUAGAAAAUAUUCACU
Molecule: messenger RNA, 3861 nt
Organism: Chelonoidis abingdonii (Abingdon island giant tortoise)
Lineage: Eukaryota; Metazoa; Chordata; Testudines; Testudinidae
Source: RefSeq, a predicted model, not a curated record